UCGUUUCCUGUUUACAGCGGAAGAGGAAACAUAUGUACUGUCAUCUAGCGGUAAAUUCAACACGAAAUUUGAUGUCGUGAUAAUAUCCAUCAUGUCCAGGAAUGUUUCUGCACUGGAUGUAACGCAGAACCCGUGGUCCUCGUCCGACAAAACAACAUUAGCUCUGCGAAAUGUACUACACCUUGCUGAAAAGACAGGACAUACAAGAAAGAGGGGAGAUGGAAAAGGCCCAAGUGAAGAAGAUCAAGAAGAGUUGCCCUCUCUCAAGCUCAUUGCAUUACAAAGGGAGAUAACCAAGAAGAAGAGAGAGCUUCAGAAGGUGAAUCUGGAGAUGCAGUGCCGAGUCCAGGACAAGGAGACAGCUGACAUCACACACAUAGACAUUUUGAAGGGUAAAGUGGAAAAGAUCCAGAAGCUGAAUGCUCACAUAGAAUCCAUCAUGGAGAAGAAGGAUCAACUGACAGGUCGACUUCAGCAGCCAUUUGUGGGCGACUACAUCAAAAUGGAUGCCGCAUACCACAAAUAUGCCAGUGAGCUGUUCCCACUGGUGGCUCCCAUCCUUGGAGAUCUCAACUACAACCUAGACAACAUCAACUGGACGAAGAGGACUAACUUCUCCGAAGGAAAAAUGGACACCCUGAUAGCACAGAUGUCCAAUGCUCUGGCUGACAUGCGCCUCCAGUACAAUGCCCUGGUACAGAUGCGGGGAAGCAUCAGUGACAUCCGGAGACACAGGAUCUCUCACCUGGAAACAUCUGUAGUAGACUGAUGACAACAUCCCAAGCUCGUGAAGGAAGACCUGAUGUUCCAUACCAGUUUAUAUAAUGACUACUUCAGUGGAAGUAUUCAUCUGAACUGGACACAAGUCACUAGUGCUGGCUCUGGUCAGAAGAGGUACCUGAAGGUUGCUGGAUGAGUGGAGCCUUUCAUUCAUCAUGAAGUCCUGGAAACACUGAAGAGCAUGGAUAAUGAUAUGAAACUGUGAUGGGAUGAAGAUGCUUCCCUACAUGCAAGGACUGCUUAAUAAAUUAUUUUCUAUAUGU
This is a messenger RNA of Haliotis rubra (blacklip abalone), 1043 nucleotides long. Its product is annotated as HAUS augmin-like complex subunit 2. The record is from RefSeq and is a predicted model, not a curated record. Lineage: Eukaryota; Metazoa; Mollusca; Gastropoda; Lepetellida; Haliotidae. Gene Ontology annotation, biological process: spindle assembly; centrosome cycle; microtubule nucleation. Gene Ontology annotation, cellular component: centrosome; mitotic spindle microtubule; HAUS complex.